This is a messenger RNA of Patella vulgata (common limpet), 1994 nucleotides long. RefSeq names its product formin-J-like. Bases 210 to 1994 code for a protein of 594 amino acids. Lineage: Eukaryota; Metazoa; Mollusca; Gastropoda; Patellidae. The record is from RefSeq and is a predicted model, not a curated record. The transcript is spliced from 9 exons.
UAUGUCCAAAAUUAGAUCAUAUAGCUAAUGGUUAUGUUGAUUCACCUAGUCAGAAACCAGGUAGCCAUGCUACAUAUUCAUGUUAUAAUGGUUAUAAAAUAGAAGGAAGUCAAAAACGAAUAUGUCAAUUAAUUACCAAUCCAGACACUAACCAACAGCAACAUCAAUGGACAGGAGAAAAACCAUCAUGUAAACCUGUUGAUUGUGGUAUGUUGGAUCAUCCUAGUAAUGGACUAGUAUCUGUAUCUGGUACUCAAUUUGGAUCUGUAGCUACGUUCUCCUGUUAUUGUGGGUAUAAAGUAGAAGGUUCUAGGGUAAGAACUUGUACAGCACAAGGUAUAUGGAGUGGUAAUAACACUAGAUGUAACAGUCGAGGUUGUUCUCAUCCUGGUUCACCACUCUAUGGUUCUAUAAUAGGAGAUCAACAAACAUUCCCUGUAGGGUCUAGUGUGAAAUUCCAGUGUGAUAGACAAGGAUAUACUUUGACAGGAAGUUCAUCCAUGAUGUGUAUAUCAGAAAGACAAGUCAUACCUGCUUUAGAAAAACCUAAAUACAGAAUGAAAUUUAAUGCUGAACAUCAAGCAAAUGGCACCAUAUCCAAUUAUUGUUUGGAUUUUUACAGUGGAGAAUUAGAGAAUUUAUUACAAGAAUUAAUUGAUAAUGGAAUGUUUUGUGAAACUAUUGCAAAUCUAGAUAUUAACGUUCUUCCUGACGCUAUUGCAACUAGUAACAGUACUCGGUUGUCUUCAAAAGUUACCAUUGAAAUCUCUGCUGGUGAUAAUGUGUCAACGUCUAAAGCGUGCAUGUGUGCCAGUGAAAUAAAAAGAAAAUUAACAGAUGACAUAAAUGAUCCUAAUGUAUUAGAUCUGAUAUCGUCAGAAGAAGUGGGAUGUAGUUUUGCUAAGUUAGUAGCGAAUAGUAUACAAUUUAAUGACGAUCAGUGGAUCUGUUUACCAGGUCAAGAAUUGCAGGUGGACUCGGGCACGUGUAAUAAUAGCAAUCCUGUUUGUUUUGAGACUUGUAUUGAUAGACUUCCAGAAGUUAUAGAACCAUCAACAGUCACUAUGGCAACAACAACACUUGAAAUUCUUACUACAUUAUCCACCGACAGCAUUUAUACAACAAUUACAGAGUUACCAAUAACCUUGACAACCACUCAAUCAACAGUAGAACUCACAACAACACAGCAAUUAACCACAACUACUCAGUAUACUACAACCGUACAAGAUACCACAACUACUCAAGAUACUACGAUUAUUCAAGAAACUACAUCUGUUGAAGAUACAACAACCACACGAGAUAUUACAACUACUGAAUCUACCACAAAUACAAACACUCAGGAUAUAGCUACAAACACUUCAACUACUCAAGGUCCACCAUCAACCACUCAAGGUCCACCAUCAACCACCCAAGGGCCGCCAUCAACCACUCAAGUCGCAACAUCAACUACUCAAGGGCCACCACCAACCACUCAAGGGCCACCACCCACCACUCAAGGGCCACCACCAACCACUCAAGGGCCACCAACUACUGACGGUCCACCUCCAUCUACACAAGGUCCACCUCCAUCUACGCAAGGUCCACCACCCACUACACAAGGUCCAGAUAUGAUUGUGAAGAAACCUAUAUACCUGUUAGAAAUAGUUGAUAUGUUACCUGGGGUAUUUUCUAAUAUCACAUGUAUUGAUAAUGUCCAUAACCGCAUUAAUGCUAAGACGAAUCUGUUAAUGAAAAGAUUUGACACAGAAAUAGGCACAACCCAAUGCUCAUACAGUACAGACAUUAGUCUGCUAUUGAUUCAUGGUAAUAUCAGAUUUAAAGGAUCUUUCGCUGAGAUUGAUAUUGUACUGGGAUUAUCUUAUGGUUCUAGUUCAAUAGAAAAUGUCGAAAAAUGUGGUGAAGAAUUAAAAAGUUAUACUGAAACAGAAUUAGCGCUUUUAUUUCAAGAAAUUCCUGAAGAAGUUGUUCCAGAAUAUUUGAAAUACUUUAAAUAG